GCCCUUUGCAUGGCAUUAUUGCAUUGAGCAGCAGGCUGCUCCUGCAGUUCUUCAGGCGCGGUCGGGUCCCCACGUGGAUUCGCGGGUGCUGGUCACAUUGGCAGGCGGGUGCUGCAGGCUGAAGCGUGGGGCGCAGUGGCAGCUCCAGAGCGUCCUUGCAAAAGCAGCUCCGCGCCGCGGUGAGGCUCGCUCGGUUGCCGGCGCGAGAAAAAGGAAGCGGCGCCACCCUCUGCCGCGAGGCUCCGCGGCGGCUGCAGCAGCGAAAGGAUGCCGGCAGCUGUUGGCGAUGGGCUCCUGAGCGAGCCCCCAGCGGCGAGCUUCGGCGACAGCGGGGGUGAGCCCAAGAUGCCUCCCCUGGGUCCGGAGGGAACUUUCCUGGCGGCCUGGGUCAACGCGUCGGCGGCCCGCGAGCGGCUUCGCGAAUUCCAGCACAUCAAGCGCGUCGGCAACUACCUGAUCGGCAGGAAGUUGGGCGAGGGCUCCUUUGCCAAAGUGCGCGAAGGGAUGCAUGUAGUGACCGCAGAAAAGGUGGCAGUGAAAGUCAUUGACAAGAAAAGAGCCAAAAAGGAUACCUAUGUCACCAAGAAUCUGAGACGAGAGGGGCAGAUCCAACAAAUGAUACGGCAUCCUAAUAUUGCUCAGCUGCUAGAUAUCUUGGAAACUGAAAACAGUUACUACCUUGUCAUGGAGCUAUGCACUGGAGGCAACUUAAUGCAUAAGAUCUAUGAGAAAAAAAGACUAGAAGAGCAUGAAGCAUGCAAAUACAUUUUGCAGCUAAUUCUAGCAGUUGAACAUCUACAUCGUGCUGGGGUGGUUCACAGAGACUUGAAGAUAGAAAAUCUCUUGCUAGAUGAAGACAACAAUAUUAAACUUAUUGACUUUGGCUUGAGCAAUUGUGCAAGUAUCUUGGGUUACUCUGAUCCUUUCAGCACACAAUGUGGCAGUCCAGCCUACGCAGCACCAGAGCUUCUUGCAAGGAAAAAAUAUGGUCCCAAAAUAGAUGUUUGGUCCAUCGGUGUGAAUAUGUAUGCAAUGCUGACGGGAACACUGCCAUUUACUGUGGAACCGUUCAGUCUGAGAGCUUUGUACCAGAAAAUGGUUGACAAAGAAAUGAAUCCCCUCCCCACUCAGCUCUCCACAGCAGCUAUAAACUUCCUACGAUCUCUGCUAGAGCCAGAUCCUACAAAGAGGCCAAACAUCCAACAAGCUUUAGCAAAUCGAUGGCUUAAUGAAAACGGCAAACCAUUAAACAGUGUCACAUAUCCAAACAGAAUCCACGUAGAAGAUAUCAGCCAAAGUGUGCUGCUCUACAUGACUGAAAAACUGGGCUAUAAGAACAGUGAUGUAAUCAAUACUGUCCUUUCUAACAGAGCUUGUCACACUCUUGCCAUCUAUGUCCUACUUAAUAAGAAACUGGAACAGUAUUUGGCAGGCCUUAGAAAAGCAGACAUUCCUGAUAAUGUGUACAUGAACCAAUUAUGUUGGAUAGAAAAAUACAAAUCAAAUAAGGAUUCAUAUGAGGACAAAAAGGUCAAAGAGCAAGAAACAAAAGAGGAGCAUUUUCACCCACUCUUGAAGAAAUCUGAGAAAACUCCUCCUUCCUACAAAGAGCCUUCAUCUAGCCUUAUGACACAGAUACAAAAUGCCAAGGCUCUGUUGAGUGAUCACAAAACCACCCAGGGCAGUACUCCAGAAAAAGACUCUCCUGGUGGUCUGAGCCCUUUCCAUGAAUCAGCAACAGCCAAGACAGGUUGUGUCACUUCUUAUUCUUUGGAAUACUUGGAAAUUCAACAACCUAUUCCAAGAACUCCAAGGCUUUCAAAACGUCAUGAUUCCCCUCAACAAGAGCCUUCAAGCCCUGGAAGCCAGAAUUUGGAUUCUCCUCUAAUUCUGAACAUUGUACAUUCUUUUGAAACUGGUGAUAGAGAGGACCAAAUAGAUCAACUGUCUCCCACUCACCAGUAUCGAAUCCUAAGCUCACCAGUAAAUUUUGGUCGCAGAAGCUCCAGUGAAAGGACAUUGUCUCCACUCUUCCAGCCUGGAGGCACUUCUCCCAGUCCUACUAAAAGUCCAGUUUACCCCACUCAAUUGUCUUUCACAUAUGACGAAAAGACCAGUUCUUUUAGAGAGGAAACGGUGUCUCCAACCCAACUAAAUAACACCUCUAAUCCCCUGGGGAGCCCUAACUGUGUGAAAAGCAGAGGCCGAUUCCCAAUGAUGGGCAUUGGACAGAUGAUGCGGAAAAGGAACCAGUCAGUAGGAUCACCCACUGAGAAAACUUUGGAAGCAAGAAUGCCUCAGUUACAGCAAAUGAGUCCAACACAAAUUUCAUUCAACAUAUUAGACCCCAUAAAUGGCCAGUGUUGAAGAAACCUUUUCAAAAGGCUAAGAUUAAAUAGCACUGAUUUCUGAAACUUGCUUUUCCCUUAGAAGUAUUUAAUUGGAAUCACGAUGUUUUCUCUGUAUAUUCUGAUCACAUUCAAUUUUUUAAAAAAUCACAGAGCCACAUAUUUUAGUGGGCGUUUGAAUACUGAGGGAAGGACAAACUGUUUGAGUGUGAAGACUUGCUGUGUUUUAAGGGCCUCUCUAAUCUUUCUGUGUAAGGUCUUUUUUGCUGUAAUCUUAUGUCAUACAUUUGCCAGCAAAAGGAUAUUCUGCCUAAAAGAUCAACACGGACAAUGAAAAUACAAUUUCUUAAACCUGCUGUUUGGAUUCUGACACCAUGGCAAAUGGGCUUAUUGUUGAAUCGUUAUCAUCUCUGUUUCAGUUACACAGCUAUUGAUCAUAUUACUCAAAGACAGGAACAAUAAUAAAGGACCAUGAGUUUGUUUACGAUUCUCAAGCAGACAUAUUUUCCAAAUCCACAUCCAGAAUGGAGAAGGAACAUAACAGCACAAAAUACAAACAUUCAGAACAAUACACUGACAAUCAAAGCAGCUUUUAUUGUCUGAUCCUUUGCCUACUCUACCAGUGUAUAUUUUCUCUAAAGAAAAUGUCCAUUUGAUAAAAAAAUAUUACUGUAAAGAGACUAUUAUCAUCUCAGAAACAGUUUAGCUGUAAAAAAAAAUUGUGUUUAUACUCUUCUUCUCAUCCUAAGACUACCUAUGAAUGCUUGAAACAAUAGUCCAGAUUUCUAGAUGCUGUACUGUCAAAAAAAUUUUUGAUCAUCUCUUCUUUGUUUGGUUGUACCAUUUCUGUGGAACUGCUCGGGGGAAAGUGUAUAACCUCUGUUUUAGCAAAUCAACAUUGAACAUACUUGAAAGUGUUGCUGAGAAACUGCAGUGUAUUAAAAGGAGUUAUCAGGCAGACUGAUCUGCUAACUCCAGUGCCAUUUGCAAAUGGCAGGCUCUUCAAUGCAGUUGGUAUCAAAAAUUCAGUAGUACUACAAACUGUGAAGGUUAUAUUUUGCAAAAGGAAAACAUGUUCUGAACCCUGCAGCUCUUUCUAUUUCAUAGUAAAGGAAGUAUAUGAAUAAUAAAAUAGGUUUUUUUUUG
Molecule: messenger RNA, 3494 nt
Organism: Heteronotia binoei (common prickly gecko)
Lineage: Eukaryota; Metazoa; Chordata; Lepidosauria; Squamata; Gekkonidae
Gene: HUNK
Product: hormonally up-regulated Neu-associated kinase
Exons: 10
Coding region: 268-2367 (699 amino acids)
Biological process (GO): protein phosphorylation; intracellular signal transduction
Cellular component (GO): cytoplasm
Molecular function (GO): protein serine/threonine kinase activity; ATP binding
Source: RefSeq, a predicted model, not a curated record